Molecule: messenger RNA, 1354 nt
Organism: Aphanomyces astaci
Lineage: Eukaryota; Oomycota; Saprolegniomycetes; Saprolegniales; Verrucalvaceae
Exons: 3
Coding region: 41-1264 (407 amino acids)
Cellular component (GO): plasma membrane
Source: RefSeq, a predicted model, not a curated record
AAAACCACCCAAAUACCGCAUUCCACAAGGUGCCGCCAUCAUGAUCGCCAACUUGGGACUUCCUCCGAAGCGCAGUCCGCUCGAUCGAUCAUACUCGAGUCCCGAGGUCCAAGUGACGUCUCUCCAACCCACGCAGCGGUGUCCGCGCUUCUCCCAUCGCUCGUCGACGCUCCCGCCGUCGUCGCCUGUCCACGACCCUCCCGUGGAUGUGUUCUUAGGCGGGAGCUGCAACCCGACGACGUGGCGCCGCGAUGUGGCCAUUCCCCGUCUCGAUGCGGCCGGCAUUUCGUUCUACAACCCGCAGGUGGACGAGUGGUACGAAGACCUCAUUGCCGUGGAAUCUCGCGCCAAAGACACAGCGUCCGUGGUUCUAUUCGUCAUCGACAACUGCACACGGGCAAUCGUGAGCAUGAACGAAGCCGCCGAGUUCAUGUGUUGCGGUCGGACCGUGCUGCUCGUCGUCGAGGACAUGCCAUUGCACGAGCAAGUGCUCCUCGAAGGCACGUGCUUGUCGUCGCUCGAGAUCGCCGACUUGAACGACGCGCGCGCAUGUUUACGGCAUUUCUCCAUGGAGUACCCGCACACGACGCUGUGUUCGUCCGUAGAGGCGGCCGUGGACAUUCUAUCGGCGCACCUGGCUUCCUCUUCCAGGUUGGACCCCCGCCGUUCAUUCUCACUUCGGUCGGCGCGGCUGCGCAAGCGGUCUUCCGUGGUGCUUAGCCGCAUGAAGAAGAAGACGCCGCCGAACGCCUUUCAACGAUCGAGUUCGUCCAGCUCUGUCAUCGAGUACGACGGCGGUAGCAGUUCCGACAUCGACCACACGAUUGAGCUCGUGUACUUGGGCGGGAACGUCACCAACACCAACUGGCGCGCGACUCUGGCCAUCCCGCGCCUCCAAAUGGCGGGGCUGCCGUACUACAGUCCCUUGGGCGACUGCUCUAAGAUGGACUCACUCAUGAAGGUCAAGGCAGGUCUUGUGCUUAUGGUCAUUCCCAACACAUGCAGAAGCAUCGCCGCCAUGAUCGAUACGAUCGCGCUCGUAUGCAGUGGACGCGCCGUGAUUCUGGUCAUCGAGCCCAUGAUUGAAGGGCUCGUGGUGGUGGAGGAUGGCCGUGCCGUGACCGGCCGCGAGUUUAAAGACCUCGUCCGCGCCAGAAUGUACCUCGAGGAAACAGCUUCGAGACAUGACAUUUGCACAUUUGAGUCGGUAGCAGAUGCCGUGGACGCCAUCGUCGCCAAAGCAGCAGCUGCGAGUAGAAAGUAAAGGGAGUAAGUAGGCAACGUUAGAUCAGUACUAGUACAAAGCCAGUUGUUGCAGUGAUCAAGUUCACUGUGGUGCAAACUUUGAAGGGCU